Molecule: messenger RNA, 1926 nt
Organism: Exophiala viscosa
Lineage: Eukaryota; Fungi; Ascomycota; Eurotiomycetes; Chaetothyriales; Herpotrichiellaceae
Product: 3-hydroxyisobutyrate dehydrogenase
Exons: 2
Coding region: 295-1680 (461 amino acids)
Molecular function (GO): oxidoreductase activity; NAD binding; NADP binding
Source: RefSeq, a predicted model, not a curated record
CAACACAUUCCCCAGAUGUUGCAUACUCCGCAAUCUCUGCAGAAUCUACGCCGGCAUGUUGCCGGUUCAAGCCCGAGGGUGCCCGUGGUGGCCACAUCAAGGCACGAUGCAACAAUAUAUCGGGAAUUGAUGGAAGGAAGGUUGCUUCAUUCCACGUCUUUAUAUAUGAGAGUUCCUUCAUUACCUCUCUUUCCCAAGUGACUCCCAUACAGCAGUGUCUUGUCCCUGUCUUUCAAUAUCAGGAAGGAUCGGUCGUCAUUGACGAGAAACAGCUUGACCUCAUAACAAGCAGCCAUGGCUAUCUCAUCUUCCACGAGCCCCUAUCCACAGGUGGCCUUUAUCGGCCUCGGAGCCAUGGGCUUCGCCAUGUCCACUCAUCUUGUCCGGACAGGCUUCAACGUCGUAGGGUACGACAUCUACGGACCCACUCUGGAGAGAUGGCAAUCUACCUGCGACGACAUCCCCCAUUCCAAGGCAUCAACAGCAACAUCACCCUCAGAAGCCGUCAAGAACGCUCAAGUGGUAUGUCUGAUGGUCGCAAACCACCACCACGUCCACUCUGCUCUCUUCGACGAGAAAGUCGGAGCCGUCCACGCCCUCCCACAAGGAAUCACCGUCAUCAUCCAUGCCACAAUCCCACCAACAGAGCCAUCACACGUCCGGACACGACUGACAGAGGAGUUCAAACGGCCUGACAUCCGAUUGAUUGACGCCCCUGUAUCCGGAGGCGUAGCUAGAUCCAUCAACGGCACGCUAACCAUCAUGGCCGCCUCCGACAGCGCCAAGAACCUCGAGCAUCCAGACGCCAGAAUCGUUCUCGACAACGUCUCCAGCAAGGGCAAGACACUCUUCGUUAUUCCCGGCACUCUCGGCGCCGGCCAAUCAGCCAAAGCCCUCAAUCAGGUCAUGGCCGGCAUCCACAUCCCCUCUGCCUCCGAGAUCAUGGGCCUCGCCGCGAUCAACGGCGUCGACACCCAGAAAUUCUACGACACACUAACUACCAAGGACUCCUCAGGCAAGACGGCCGUAGGAUGGAGCUGGAUGUUCGAAAACCGCGGUCCCCGCAUGUUGAGCGCCGAGCCGCCCAUGGCGUCCGCCACCGCCAUCAUCAACAAAGACGUAGGCAUUAUUCGAGACGAGGAAGUGCGACUGAACGUCGAACUCCCCCUUCUCAACGAGGCCGACGGCAUUCUCAAGGCCGUCAUGAAGACCCACUCCAGCGCCGACGACAGCUGCAUCGUCCAGUACUACCUCGGCUUCAACUCCGAGCGAGCCAGCCUCGUGGUUGAGUGCGCCGGAAAAUCCCAGAUGUCCAGCGCAGAACAAGAUUCCAAAAUCCAAGAUCUCGCAACUGCCCACGCGGUCAUUCAUCUCAUUUCCGCGUUCGACACCAUCACCUUCGCCAAAGCCCUGAAUUUGAUGCACGCAGACCAGAAGAAGCAGUGGUAUACGCUGAUUUCCGGCGCCGCAGGUGGCAGCACCAUCUUCUCCGAGGUGAUUCCACUCGCAUUCACCGACUCGGAUGGUGUGGAGGCUGCUUUCAAGAAGUAUGCCAACGAGAAGUUCGGUGCUGAUAUUUUGGACAAGACGCUGUCCAUCAUCAAGAAUGCAAAGAGUCAAGGCUAUGAGCCGAAGAUACUCGAGGCCGCAGUGGCACGUUUCAGGAAGUUUGUUGAGUAGAGUAAAACAUGCGUAGAUGAAGCUAUGUGGUCGCUUUAUGCUAGGUAGCAGGGCCUUAUUUGGGAGUUCGGAUACACCUGGCUGGUAGCCAUGGAAGUACAGCGUCAAAGGAGUCCGACAUAGUGUCAUGUAUGCAUCCCGCGGAAGUAUGAUUGUGAUAUUCCUAUCUUCCAAGCAUAUCUAGCUGUGAAACUUAGCGACGACUGACAGCCCGCUCUGGCGAACUAAUCUUAAUGCACUUCAGGG